Trypanosoma brucei brucei TREU927 is the source of this 1347-nucleotide messenger RNA. RefSeq lists its product as hypothetical. Gene Ontology annotation, molecular function: protein-lysine-acetyltransferase activity. Gene Ontology annotation, cellular component: nucleus; chromatin. Gene Ontology annotation, biological process: mitotic sister chromatid cohesion. Bases 1 to 1347 code for a protein of 448 amino acids. Lineage: Eukaryota; Euglenozoa; Kinetoplastea; Trypanosomatida; Trypanosomatidae. The record is from RefSeq and is a predicted model, not a curated record. The transcript has a single exon.
AUGACAAAACAGCAGAUGUGCCUCCGAGAUUUUUUUCUAAAAGGGAAAAAAGGUAUGAUUAAAGACGCUUGUAGUGAUGUGAUUGAUCUUCAUGUUGCUGUUAAGGGGGACGAGUUGGUUGAUGCCUUUUCCUCUAAGGAGAAACAUGAAUUUUUGGACUCAAUGCCACCCAUGAAGCAUUCUACCGAUGUCUCUGCGUCAUGUUACCUGGACGAUAACGUGCCAGAAAGCUCCAGCAGUAAUCACGGGGAGGGUUCCACUUUAGCAAGACCCAGUGGCGUAACCGCUUUCCCCUUUCAGACGAAACAUGUUGGUAAAUACGGCGCACUGACAACACGUAGUAGCAAACGCCCUCGUUCAGGGGCUCAGACAUGUCUGGAUUUUGGUCAAAGUGACAUUGGUGGCGUGACCACCUGCAGGAUAUGUGGAAUGAUUUAUAACGCCGUUAUGCCUGAAGAUAUACGUUUGCACAGGAGGUUCUGUCGACCCCAGGCACUCUCCAACAAAAGGCGUAAGGAAUUAGAUGCUGCUGAUGGUCAUUGUGUGUGGCUUGCUUCAAGAGAUGUUAUCGUGCAACUCGAUAGACUUGCUGGGUCUCAACGACAGAACUUGGCAAUGCAGAGAAGAUACCGCGCCGGUGCAGCGCCAGUGUGCCUUAAAGUGCAAGAGUCCACAGCAGAUGAGUUCAUUUGCUAUGUACUUGAGUGCGGUGCACGGGGUUUAGCACGCAGCGCCGUGGUUUCUCGGUUUGUUGAAGCUCUGCAGUUCGAUGACGUCACACUACAGGGUGAAUCAGAUUAUUGCUUGGUCGCUGUUGUGCAAGUUUAUUUGGAGCGACUCGUUUGUGUUGUGGCGGGGAGACCUGUCGCCCGUACACAUGAACCUACGCUACUCCCGUACAAGAACCAUUGCGAAACAGCACUUGGAGGGAAGCAGUAUUUGGAAACUUCACAGAAGACCCUGUGUGAUGUACCGUAUAUAUGGCUACAAAGUGAGUUGGUGCUUGCCACCACAUGGAGGGGGUGCUUGCAACAGCAAAUAGCACCCGCAGUAAAAUCGCAGCGGGACGUUACGCGAGACUUUUUCAAAUGUAGGGGCAUGGCAAGCGAGAAGAAGUUUGAGGAUUUGCAGCAAACUCGUUCUCUUGGCGACGCUGCCUUAAGUCGCGCCCUGUCCACUUUGGGUCGUCAUGUAACGUACGGCUGCGCGUUGUGUCCGCGUAGGCAGUUUUCGUAUGACAGUAGCGUAGUUAAUGAAAGCGUGUUGCAUCGUGUCGCUGGAGUUAUGGGAUGUGAUGAUGUUUCCACUUUGUACACCCACACCGGUGCGUCGUCUCAUUUUCAAUAA